GCCUUGCGGAGGACAUCGGUCGUUUGCAGGGCAGAACGUGCAUCAGCGAUUUCAUGUACAGGGAAACAACGGUCACCUCCCAAGGUUCCACACUCCGUUCUUGCUUUAACUGCCCAUGUGUAGAGGGCAGUCUCAGAUGCGCACAGGUGGACUGCAGCAGGG
Molecule: messenger RNA, 162 nt
Organism: Candidula unifasciata
Lineage: Eukaryota; Metazoa; Mollusca; Gastropoda; Stylommatophora; Geomitridae
Source: the annotation of a GenBank genome assembly